This is a messenger RNA of Tympanuchus pallidicinctus (lesser prairie-chicken), 1164 nucleotides long. RefSeq lists its product as uncharacterized. NCBI's taxonomy places the organism in Eukaryota, Metazoa, Chordata, Aves, Galliformes, Phasianidae. The record is from RefSeq and is a predicted model, not a curated record. The transcript is spliced from 4 exons. Bases 145 to 1164 code for a protein of 339 amino acids.
CCCUAUGGGUCCCAGUGUGUCUCUAUGGGUCCCAAUGUGUCGCUAUGGCUCUCAAGGUGCCUCUAUGGGUCCCAACGUGUCUCUGUGGGUCCCAAUGGGUCCCAAUGUGUCUCUAUGGCUCCCCAUGUGUCUCUAUGAGUCCCAAUGGGUCUCUAUGGCUCUCUAUGGGUCCCAAUGGGUCCCAAUGUGUCUCUAUGGGUCCCAACGUGUCUCUAUGGGUCCCAAUGUGUCUCUAUGGCUCUCAAGGUGUCCCUAUGGGUCCCAAUGUGUCUCUAUGGGUCUCCACGGGUUCCAAUGUGUCUCUAUGGCUCUCAAGGUGCCUCUAUGGGUCCCAAUGGGUCCCAACGGGUCUCUAUGGGUCCCAAUUGGUCCCUAUUGGUCCCAAUGUGUCUCUAUGGCUCUCAGUGUGUCUCUAUGGCUCCCAAUGUGUCUCUAUGGGUCCCAACGUGUCUCUAUGGGUCUCUAUGUGUCUCUAUGUGUCUCUAUGGGUCCCAACGUGUCUCUAUGGGUCCCAAAGUGUCUCUAUGGGUCCCAAUGUGUCUCUAUGGGUCCCAGUGUGUCUCUAUGUGUCCCAUUGUGUCUCUAUGGGUCCCAAUGUGUCUCCAUGGGUCCCAUUGUGUCUCUAUGGGUCCCAACGUGUCUCUAUGGGUCCCAUUGUGUCUCUAUGGGUCCCAUUGUGUCUCUAUGGGUCCCAAUGGGUCCCAUUGUGUCUCUAUGGGUCCCAUUGUGUCUCUAUGGGUCCCAACGUGUCUCUAUGGGUCCCAAUGUGUCUCUAUGGGUCCCAGUGUGUCUCUAUGGGUCCCAACGUGUCUCUAUGGGUCCCAAUGUGUCUCUAUGGGUCCCAACGUGUCUCUAUGGGUCCCAAUGUGUCUCUAUGGGUCCCCAUGUGUCUCUAUGGGUCCCAUUGUGUCUCUAUGGGUCCCAACGUGUCUCUAUGGGUCCCAAUGUGUCUCUAUGGGUCCCAUUGUGUCUCUAUGGGUCCCAAUGUGUCUCUAUGGGUCCCAUUGUGUCUCUAUGGGUCCCAAUGUGUCUCUAUGGGUCCCAGUGUGUCUCUAUGGGUCCCAUUGUGUCUCUAUGGGUCCCAAAGUGUCUCUAUGGGUCCCAAUGUGUUCGCCCUCCACUUCCCCCCCCCAGCGCCUUGUCAUCCACUUGGUCCUUCCAUAA